Molecule: messenger RNA, 4944 nt
Organism: Podarcis raffonei (Aeolian wall lizard)
Lineage: Eukaryota; Metazoa; Chordata; Lepidosauria; Squamata; Lacertidae
Gene: CHRNB3
Product: cholinergic receptor nicotinic beta 3 subunit
Exons: 6
Coding region: 356-1735 (459 amino acids)
Biological process (GO): monoatomic ion transmembrane transport; chemical synaptic transmission; signal transduction
Cellular component (GO): postsynaptic membrane; synapse; neuron projection
Molecular function (GO): acetylcholine-gated monoatomic cation-selective channel activity; transmembrane signaling receptor activity
Source: RefSeq, a predicted model, not a curated record
CAUUUAUGGAAUUCAAAUCAGGUUCUAAGUUGCUUGGCUCUGUCCUAGGUGUUCUUUGAAUUUAGCUUUCAACAGUACCUUGGAUAUCCUGGAUAAGCAACGAGGCAGAGUUUAGGACCCAGAGAUUAUUCUUAUUUUUGGCUUGCAGCCUGUGACAGCUGACUGAAAAUCAAUGAAGUGUACUUUAAGAAGCUUCGCUGCGGUGCAAGAUAAGGCUCAAAUGCUAUUCUUCCUGUUUCCAGCCUAUUAGCCAUCACAGUUUACAGUAGAAUCAUUGUGUCUAAACUCGUAUCUUUGGAUGGAAGUUGUUUGCCUAUGAAAAGCAAGAGAUUCAGCUGCAGAUGUGGUUGCGAGGAUGGAGCUUCCUGCUUUUAUUAUAGUGUCCCUCCUUCUUUGUACUAACAGUUCAGCUUUUACUGUGUUCAGCUCAUUUGCUGAGAAUGAAGAUGCACUUUUGCGGCACUUAUUUCAAGGGUAUCAGAAAUGGAUCAGGCCUGUGAAACAUUCCAAUGAUACCAUAAAGGUGUACUUUGGAUUAAAGAUAUCCCAACUAGUAGAUGUGGAUGAAAAGAAUCAGCUGAUGACAACUAAUGUAUGGCUGAAACAGGAAUGGAUUGACCAAAAAUUGUGCUGGAAUCCGGAGGACUAUGGUGGAAUCACCGCAAUUCGAGUUCCAUCUGAAUCUCUCUGGCUCCCAGAUAUUGUUUUGUUUGAAAAUGCUGAUGGGCGCUUUGAAGGUUCCUUGAUGACAAAGGCAAUAGUCAAAUACAAUGGGAUAGUAGUCUGGACUCCCCCAGCCAGUUAUAAAAGUUCCUGCACUAUGGACGUCACCUUCUUCCCAUUCGACCGACAGAAUUGCUCGAUGAAAUUCGGAUCGUGGACCUACGAUGGCAACAUGGUGGACCUAAUUUUAGUCGAUGAAAAUGUGGACAGGACGGAUUUUUUUGAUAAUGGAGAAUGGGAAAUCCUAAAUGCCAAGGGGAUGAAGGGAAACCGAAAAGACGGAUUGUAUUCCUACCCUUUCAUUACCUAUUCUUUUGUUUUAAGACGACUGCCAUUAUUUUACACUCUCUUCUUAAUCAUCCCAUGUCUGGGAUUAUCUUUCUUGACUGUGCUUGUUUUCUACUUGCCUUCUGAUGAGGGAGAAAAACUCUCGCUGUCCACCUCGGUUUUAGUCUCCCUUACUGUUUUUCUCUUAGUCAUUGAAGAAAUCAUCCCCUCUUCCUCCAAAGUCAUCCCUUUGAUUGGCGAGUACUUGCUGUUCAUCAUGAUUUUUGUCACCUUGUCCAUCAUCGUGACUGUUUUUGUAAUCAACGUGCACCAUCGUUCUUCCGCCACUUACCACCCAAUGGCUCCUUGGGUGAAGAGGCUCUUCCUUCAAAAACUCCCCAGGCUGCUCUGCAUGAAAGGACAUGUAGAUCGCUAUUCAUUCUCUGAUCCCAAAGGGACACGGAAAGAAAAGCCGAUGAGGAAACAUAAACACAAACAAUUCAAAGAUGGAGAAAAAAUUGUGAUUGCCUUCCUGGAAAAGGCUGCUGAUUCCAUCAAGUAUAUCUCUGGGCAUGUGAAAAAGGAACACUUCAUUAGGCAGGUGGUGCAAGACUGGAAGUUUGUAGCUCAGGUCCUUGACCGUAUCUUCCUAUGGCUAUUUUUGGUGGUGUCUGUGAUGGGCUCUGUUCUUAUAUUUACUCCCGCUUUAAAGGCAUGGUUGCAAAGUGGAAGUAGUAUUGUCUAGAAAUAAGAACAUGGGAAUCUGCGGAAGGAAGGAAGGAAGGAAGGAAGGAAGGAAGGAAGGAAGGAAGGAACUGAAUAGACUCAGAGUCAACACAGGUGCAUGCUGAACUGGAAACGACACUGCCACUGGUGGCAAUUGGUAUUGUUGAUGAUUGUACCCUCCAAUCAACUUUUAAGGCUGAAUCCUAUGCUCGCUUACCUGAAAGUCCUGUGAACUAAAUUGCAUUUACUUCUGAGUAGAGAAUCAUAGGAUGGCACUGUUAGCCUUUCAAAUUGUUGCACAAAUGAAGACAUCCAAUUCUGUAUCUGUAGGUGUUUAUCAGCUAAUACAGAUACAGUCGCCAUUGAAAGAUAAGCCUCUAUGUAUUCAAGCACAUAAGCCAGACAUAUGUAGACCACAAACAUAUUGAUUUUGCAUCAGUUUAAACCAUUGCAAAACCAAAGAAUCCUUUGACUUGUAGUGUGUUGUGUUGAGGAUUAUCUGUGGGGAGUCCCUAACACUUCUCUGUCCCCAAGCACUUGAAAGACUAGAGAAUGCCCACCAUACCAUUUUGUCAGUGGCAUAGAUGCACCCUAUUUUGAAAGUUUUGUUUUUAUUUUUAAAUCAUGUCCAAAAUUAUUAAUAUAGCAAUAUAUCUUUGAGACUGGGAAGAUUUUAUAGAUAUCUAUAUGAACUAUAAAAACAUGUUCGUCUUAAAAGCUCUGUAUCAGUAGACCUUGUAUAAUUUCAUUCAGCCAUAUUCAAACUUGGUUUCAGCACUUAAAUGUACAUAUUCCAUUUUAUGCAAAUUGUAUGCAGAAAGGUGAGGUCUCUGUGUAUUUAUUGCACUAAAUGUGUUUUCAAAGAUAUUGAAUAAUAAUAUAAAGGCAUAGGGCACUUGUGCAUAAGCUUUAUGAAGAGUAAGUAUAAUAAGCACAGAUAUUAUAUAUCUAUAUCUAUAUAUAACAAUUAAUAACCGAGUUUACAUGUAUAUUUAUGCAUACCACUCAAGUGACCUGUCAUUAUGAGUGACCUCUCAUAUUUAUUUUCAGUUUUGAAAGCCAUUCUCAGUUCCUCCUUUUGGUUUGCCCAGGUCUUACAUCUGUUCUUGGUGCCCCUCAAUUUCUGGAAACUUUUGCCACGUUUUAAGCAAUGAAUCAUGCUGGAGAGAUAUGAGUAAGACUUGCCAACGAGCCCAGCAAGGGCAUUUGUAUCUCUGUUGCCACUGGAGACUUGCAGGCCUUUGAGUGGUGUUAUUUGUUUUUUGUUUUUACACAUGUGGAUUUCCUACCUCUCAGAUGGGGAACAUCUUUCACCCCCAAGAGCCACAUAUAUUCAUGGGGAACCUUAUGGGGGCCACAUACCAGGGGGUGGAUGGGGCCGGGGGGAAAGUAGGCAAAGCAGCGGGUACGACUCUUACAUUCUAACCUUGCAAAAGUCAGGUGCUUUGAUAUUUACCCAAAUCUCAGCCUCCUCCAUCCAGACCAGCAAGAGGCAUUUUCAUAGUUCAAGGCACAUUCCAGGCAAGCAAGGAGGUCCUAGGGCAGGAUGCUGAAGAUGUAGCCUGAGGGCCAGAUGGAAGGCUGCAUUUGGCUUGCUGGCCUGAGGUUCCUCAUCUCUGCUGUAUUCAGAUUAUAACUUUCCAGGGUCGGAAGUGUAAUGGUGGAGUUGACAUUGUGUGGGGCACACAUGUUUAUUUCUUCCUACACUAUCACAGACUCUGAUCUAAGGGGUUUUGUAAGUUUCUGUAGCUUGUCAAGCAUCACUGGAUGAAACCAGUGCCAGCUCCUAGUAGUACCCCCAGAAGAAUACUGUGCUCAUUUCGGUGUGACGGUUGUGAUGGUUCCCAUGAUGAGUAGCACAGUAUCUGGAGUAGCUUAGAGCUGUCUAGAAGGAUAUUUUUUUAAAAACGUUUUUUAAGGACAUGAAAAUGUGAACGUAUUCCAUUGGUAGUGCUUUAAAAACAGGUGCUGGAGAAAAUAAAUGCACUACUUUCUCUCACCUUUACAGUGAGGCUGCCCCCCCCCAUUAUCCUUGUAAAGUGACCAGUGCUAGAGUUGGGAGGCAGGAAUACUGUUGAAGGAGACCACGCUUCCAUUGCUCUCCAUCUGCGAUUGCCUGUGUAUGCAGCCUAACUGUGAAGCCGGUCACACAAGGCUUCGGUGGUGAGCUAAUCUGCUUGGCAGCAGUAAACAACAGCCAAGGAGCUGCCAGGUCUUGUAGACAUCGCUUUGCAAUCCAGUUCCACGCUAGUGAAAAGCAUCAGCUGGGCUCAGUCCCCUCCAACUGUACUGCAUGCUGCUGCUACUUAGUUCAAUUUUUGGCACAAAAGGAACCCUAGAUGCCGCAAUAGUAGACAAGCAUGCACACAGAUAGGAAGGCCAAGCAGAUCUUGGGGUUGUUCCAGACCUUGCAAGUGUCUCUCUUUUCCAGGGAUAGUCCUAGCUUUACAGAAGCCAUCCCAGCUUCUAAUUUGAUCCUGGAAUGUCCCAUUUUUCCUUAGGAUGCCCCUGUUCCCAUUGGAAAAAUGUUGGAGGGUAUGGCGUCCAGGUCCACAUACAGGAAUUUUACAGUACAGUGGUACCUUGGGUUUCAUACGCUUCAGGUUACAGACUCCGCUAACCCAGAAAUAGUGCUUCAGGUUAAGAACUUUGCUUCAGGAUAAGAACAGCGGCAGCAGCAGGAGGCCCCAUUAGCUAAAGUGGUGCUUCAGCUUAAGAACAGUUUCAGGUUAAGAACAGACCUCCGGAACGAAUUAAGUACUUAACCUGAGGUACCACUGUACAAAAGACCAAAGAUUGGAAUAGAACUUGUCUAGUGUGCUCAGUUUAUAAUUAAAAUGCCCCAUCCAUAUUUUUUAAAUUUUAUUUUUAAAAGGAAACAAGUGCCAAGUACUCACCAAGCUAUUCUGAGACCAAAAAUGAAAUUUGACACAAAUCGUGCAUGCAGCAUGCAAGCCUUGAGGCUCGCAGCAUUGCCCCAUCUGGUAAAGAGUGUAUAUACUGGGGCGAAAUAGUCCAUUAAGGAAAUUGCUUUCCGCUCUGUGUUCACUCUGCACCCCCUAGGCUCAAACCUAGCGCAGGAAGUAAAAAGUAAAAUGUCACAACGUGCUAGAAAACCUACCUGUCCUGUAUGUGAGCUUAGAACCGCUUUGGAUGCUAGAUUGUUGUCGCAGGCAAGAAUUGUGCACGGGUGUAAACAUAAUGAAUAAAAGCAAUAAUGACUCAUGA